AUGCUGCAGAAGUUCAGAAAAACUUUUUCGUUGAGAUUCAAUAAGAAAUCGGAAGGAGAGGCUGGAUUUAUGCCUCCUAGCCCAUCGGAAAGCAUCGGAAAUAAGCGCUCUGAUACGCUAGAACGAUACAGAUUUGGUCCUUUGGUUUGGCGAGCCAGUAAAGAGAGGAAGAAGACAAAAGCUCAACGAAGCGCCAAGUGCAAUAGUGGUGACAGUGGAAUUCAAAUCGAACCAAGCGAACUCGGAAGUUGUUCUGUGGGAGUCGAUAGCUGUGAUGAAGGCUGUGCGCCAGAUAGUUUGACAGAUUCUGGCAAUGUCAGAACAAAUUCGGAUACGACAAGGGCUCUUUUCGAGAGAUUAAAGAUUGAACUCACUAAAGGAAAUCGUCAUCCCAACGUACGACGAGCUCAUUCUGAUAUUAGCAGCUCAAGCAGUGGUGGUCAAAGGUUACUCCAGUGGGGUGCUAGUAGGAAAUUUCAGGGACCAAGUACGCCCCUUAGACCGCACUUUGGUUCACUUCGUGCACGUCGGAUGAGGAAGUCUUUGAGUCAGUGCGAUAUUGACAAAUAUGACAGCCCGCAUCUUCGUAGGAAAAAUAAAUUAGUAACGAAUCAAAAUACAGACGAAGAAAGAACUUCGGAAGAUGAAUGUGUCAGCGAUUCUGGUUCGUCACUAAGCCAUACGGAUUUACUAGUCAUGCACGCGGCGAACGUGCAGGAUUCUCAGGACUCCAGUUGUCCAGAUUGCGAGGAAUGUUGUCAAGCACAGUUUUUGUCUGCCCUUUUCCCAACGUUUACACUCCAUGAUGAUGUGCUCUGCAUCCGCCCUAGUCGCUUCGCCCAAGCAGUAGCAACUAGGAUCGAUAUCGAUCCCAAUUCUGCUUAG
Molecule: messenger RNA, 885 nt
Organism: Ctenocephalides felis (cat flea)
Lineage: Eukaryota; Metazoa; Arthropoda; Insecta; Siphonaptera; Pulicidae
Exons: 6
Coding region: 1-885 (294 amino acids)
Source: RefSeq, a predicted model, not a curated record